GUGGUCAGGCUUCGUCAGAGUUGAAAUUCGAUCUGCUAGCUGUGGCUAAUAGGAUCCAAGCUUGGUUGUGAGCUGCAAGCCCCCGUCACCCGCGAUCGCCGCUCCCCGCCUAUGCGCGCAGCCUGUGUUCUUAUUAACUCCCAGACUCCACAUAUUCCCCCACGAUAAAUAUCCUUUCGCUCGCGGUCCUUUGCCUGCCAUAUGGCGCGUGCUGGGUAAUAAGCAACAUUAAAUUUCGCACAUCGCAGAAGCACUCUCAAUCUCCCACACACAUUUCGAAGCGUAAAUACACACAGUAGGCCAUAGUUCAAAUGAUAAAGUUGUACAAAUAAUAUUAUCCGGAAGCACACACUUACCAACUGCUAUAUUUUGUAUAGAAGAUAAUUUGAAGAACAAAAAAUGUAUUUGUUUCCCUUUAUACUGAGGCAUAUGGAACUGCACAGUCAGUGCCAAGAGCCUGUAUUUUGUGUUGUGUUUCAACAAUCAGCUGGUUAUCGAAUAUACGACUGACGUAAAACAAUACAAUCCAAAUCUGCUUUGAACACACCGGAUUGUCUCUUCUUGAAUGCAGCCCCUGACGACAGUAAACGCCUAGUUGUUUUUACCGUUUGCAUACCUCGGAUCACAUGCUGUAUUAUUUUUAUUCGCAUAAUAUUGCUCGGCGGCGCGUGCCCGCUGUACAGUAAUAAAUGCAGAGCCGCCUCACUCUAAUCAAGCUGAUUAAAAAUUCCUGCGCGCACAGCCGGAAAUCGCAGCAUCUCCUGCUUUCUUUCCAGUUUUUUACUUUUUAUUUCUCGGGCUUUUGCGCUUUUUUUUGCUAGGAGAUCGGCCGUCAUGGGAGGCUGUGCUGGCUGAUUGGAAAUGCGCUGCAAAAAUCCGCUGGCCGGGGUGUUACUUUCUGUCGAAAUGAGGAGAAAGAGCAGAGCCCAGUCAGUGCGAACAGCGGAGAGGGGAGUGAUGAGUCAAUGCAACUAAUAAUUUAAUGGGGACGCGGCGAGGGGGACGGGAGGACGACAGAGGAGCGCCGUCCGGGCAAAAACACAAUCGCCAGAAAACAUUCCCAACGCAGGGAGCUGCCAGGCAUUUACAGCGCGUCAAUGCUGCUUCCAAAACGGCAAACUAAAACGGACUUCCCCCUCCCCUUCUCAUCUGUUCUGUAAUAAUCAUACAUCGUCUUGAUAAAAAGGCAGACGCUUCGUUUUUUUUUCCUUCUCAAUCCUGGACAGUAGAGAAGCUGAAGUACCGAACCGCUGGAGAUCUUUCUAAGCUACACAACCAUGCAAGUGACUGCGGAAGAUGGUUACCGCUUGAUAAAUGAUGAGCUUUUCAGUGUUUUUGUUGACUUCCAUUUCUUAGGGUUUGUUUCUUUUGUAUGAGGCUUGGUUUUUUUUCGUUUUGUUUUCGGGAGUGGAUUUGCAGGCUGUGAACUGCAUAGAAGUCGCCGCACUUACGUCCGACACAUAGCUCCUUAGGUGUGUGAACGUUUGCAUGUCUGAGAUGCGCAUAGUUCCCAUACACGCACCUUUCAGACGUGACCCGUCGUGGUUACUUCGUAACAUGGCGAGCUUUAUGUUUGCAGCCCGUUGGCACAGAGGCCAAUUAGCGGUUUCGUUAUAAUAUGCAUUAUGCGUCUGCAUCUGUCGCUCAUCCAUGUUGCCAUUUCUCAGCAAAGCCGAAGUUCUCACUUAUGCUCGAUCGCUCCGUGGUUUAGGGGAAUCGCCUUUUCGGUCUUCAAAUAAAGAAUAUUCAUUUCCCGAGAAGACUUGACAUCUGUUGUCAUACCGACCUAGAAAGAAAACGCUGAAGUUUUUUUUUCUUCUUCUUUCAAACGAACUUGAAGAAGGCGCUUCUCGCUCGGGCGGCUGUAUAUGCUUUCGAGUUCAGAAGUACUCGAUUUCAGUGUGGUAUCUUUUGGUAGUUAAACGAGUAAAAUAUGCUACGAAGGAUCUGCAAGUCCAACUCUGCCAGGUGAAGGUGACUGUGAGCAGUGGUGCUGAGAAUGAUGGAUCAUCUCAGUGAGACCUGCCUGGGUAAGGAGAACUGCGAGCUGCCCAACAACAUGGGGGAGGCCAAGGGCCCCCCGGCCAAGAUGGUGCGACUGGAGCAGAACGGGAGUCCCCUUGGCAAGGCUCGCCUUGGGAACGCCGGGCCCAAGAUCUCCGGCGUUCCCUUGAAACCGUCCGGACACCUGCUGAAGACCUGCCACAAGAAAGGCAACAUGCUGCCCGUCUUCUGCGUGGUGGAGCACUACGAGAGCCCCAUGGAGUUCGACAGCAAGGAGGAGCACGCGGAGUUCGUGCUGGUGAGGAAGGACAUGCUCUUCAACCAGCUCAUCGAGAUGGCUCUGCUCUCCCUGGGCUACUCGCACAGCUCCGCCGCGCAGGCUAAAGGUCUGAUCCAGGUGGGCAGGUGGAACCCCAUACCCCUGUCGUACGUGACGGACGCCCCUGACGCCACGGUGGCCGACAUGCUGCAGGACGUCUACCACGUGGUCACGCUGAAAAUCCAGCUGCAUAGUCAAGCGAAAGUGUGGGCGCGAAUUUCCGGCGGUAUUCCCGACGUUCCGGGAGCGGCACCUAGUUGCCCUAAACUGGAAGACUUGCCUCCAGAGCAGUGGACCCACUCUACAGUAAGAAACGCCCUCAAGGAGUUACUGAAAGACAUGAACCAGAGCUCUUUGGCAAAAGAAUGCCCCUUGUCACAGAGUAUGAUCUCCUCCAUUGUGAACAGCACUUACUAUGCAAAUGUCUCUGCGGCGAAGUGUCAGGAAUUUGGUCGCUGGUAUAAACAUUUCAAGAAGACAAAGGAUAUGAUGGUAAUGCGCCAGCCCCCCCAGCUGGAGGGGUACCUAGGGACGUGUGUCCUCCACGACAGCCCACGUGCCGCUGCAGUAGAGAUGGACAGUUUAUCGGACCUUUCGCCACCUGGAACAAACCACAUGAGCUUCAGCCAGCAGCCGGUCCCGGGCAGCACGGCAGAACAGCCCGCAUCGCCCGUCCCCCUGUCCCACGGCGGUCAGACCUCGGGCCGGGCCCAGCUGCCUGGUCUGCACCCCAGCCUGGUGUCCACUCCAAUCAGCCCUCAACUCGUCAACCAGCAGAUUGUCAUGGCGCAGUUUCUCAACCAGCAGUACGCCGUCAACCGGCUCCUGGCCCAGCAGUCGCUCAGCCAGCAGUACCUGAACCACCCGCCAGUCAACCGAGCCCUCAACAAGCCCCUGGAACCCCAGGUGACCUCCAACACAGAGGUCUCCUCAGAAAUCUACCAGUGGGUCCGCGACGAGCUGAAGAGGGCCGGUAUUUCCCAGGCAGUCUUUGCACGCGUGGCCUUCAACAGGACACAGGGCCUGCUGUCUGAGAUCCUGCGGAAAGAGGAGGACCCGAAAACGGCCUCCCAGUCGCUGCUGGUGAACCUGCGCGCCAUGCAGAACUUCCUGCAGCUACCAGAGGCCGAGCGGGACCGCAUCUACCAGGAGGAGCGGGAGAGGAGCCUGACCGCCGCCUCCGCCAUGGGUCCCGCGCCACUGAUCAGCACGACCCCGACCCGACCGGUACAGCCCAGGAGAGAGGAAUGCAACAAUACCAGGCCUGAGGACUGGAAUCCCAGGAUUCCUGUGGGCAUUUCACCCGUGAAACCCUCACCCCUCCCCACGGAGUGGAACGGGAAGUCCGACAGCAGCAUCCUGAACAUAAAUGCCACCAUCUACGACGAGAUUCAGCAGGAGAUGAAGCGCGCCAAAGUGUCCCAGGCCUUGUUCGCUAAGGUGGCUGCUUCUAAGAGCCAGGGCUGGCUGUGUGAGCUGCUGCGGUGGAAGGAAGACCCGUCCCCAGAGAACCGGACCCUGUGGGAGAACCUGUCGAUGAUCCGCCGCUUCCUGAGCUUGCCACAGGCGGAGCGCGACGCCAUCUACGAGCAGGAGAGCAACGUGGGCCAGCAGCAUCACGUCGACCGGCCUUCCCACAUAUUACACGUACCUUCAGAACCCCUGCAGUCUCAGCCCCAUCCACAGCCUCAGCACCAGACCCACUUGUCACAGCACAGCCCCCCCCAGCCCCCGCUGUCCCAGCAGCCCUUGCAGCAGCCGACGGGGCCUCGUCUGCCGCCACGGCAGCCGUCCACUGCCUUACCGGCCGAAUCGGAGGAUGACGCCCGCAGCAAAGCCCAGCCCGCGGGCAAGAUCUCGUUGGAAGCCUUGGGCAUUCUGCAGAGCUUCAUCCAGGACGUGGGCCUGUACCCAGACGACGAGGCCAUCCACACGCUCUCUGCCCAGCUGGAUCUGCCCAAGCACACCAUCAUUAAGUUCUUCCAGAACCAGCGCUUUUACAUCAACCAUCAAGGUAAGCUGAAGGAUCAAGCCGGCUUUGAGGAGGACCUGGCAGACUUCAGGGAGGGCGAGUUGCUGAAGGACCUGAACGAGAACGCGCAGACCAACAGCACGGUUUUCUCAAUCAAGAUCGAGGAGCACCUGUCGGCCGACAUUCACUCGGAGUCCGACCAUGACUCCAAAGAGUAGCCCUCCCUGCGUUUGCUACUGUAAUACUAUUUAAAUAGACUUUAAAAUGAUAGUAUUACUCCUGAUUUCCUUUUCAAUUUGUAAACCAUGUAUUAUUAACUGUAAAAAGGAAAUGGAUGCAUCAUUUAUGAACUUGCACAAAAAAAAAAUAUGGAUGUUACCGUGGAUAUUUGCAGAUUGCACUUGACGUGCAUCGUUUUUACACUGAUUUUGAGCUACUGAUAAAAGUCGAUAGAGUUUGAUAGAUUUUGAUAGAUGUUUAUGUUAUGUGGUGUUCACUGGAAUUCACAAGCGUACAGUGCGGCUGAAGACAAGGCCUUAACGUGGAGGCUUGGGUGCCUGCUGCAGUGACAUUAUUCUCUCUAGGUAAAAAGAAAAAAAUAAUAAUAAUAAUAAAAGCUGAAACUUGAUUAUAGGUCAGACAAACUGUUAAUGGUCCGAAAAGCGAAGAGUCUUGGAAGUGUAGCUAGCUCGAUUCUUCAACAUUCGUUAAUGAGAAGUAUGUGUCCGUGUGUGUGUUUUGUGUAUGCACAAACACACAAACACAAUUAUAUAUAUAAUAUAUAUAUAUAACAUUAAAAUAUACUUUACCAAUAGACAUAUUAAUUGUAAAAAGAUAGUUUUAAAAAACUAUGCCAACAAAUGCCUUGUAUUAUAUGGCACUGCCGAUGUUCAAUUAUUUUGCAAAAAGUUUGUCACUGUAACUUACUGAAUCUCCACACGAUUUAAAAUGUGAAACAACCUCUGUUUUGUCGUCCUAUUUAUUUUGCAGAUUCUGAUGUAAUUACUUUUUUUGGAAGGUUCUGUUACGUAAAGCUUUUCAUUUUCCAUUUUAUCCUUUUUCUAUUUAUAAUUGUAAUUUUGAUGGGCAGUUUAUCUGAAGUGUCUUAAACGUUUUAAAUGGAAAAUGUGCUUUAACGGUUGCCUAUUAAAAAGUGCUGUAUGUCAAGCAACACAUGCUACAAGCUUCACAAUGGUUGUAUGCAAUUUUUACUAUCAUGCAAAUAAGCUUAGGUAAAUACUAACCUAUAGAACACCUUAGAGAAAGAAAAAAAACAUAUGCAAUUUAUGUGAAAAUCAAUGUCUGCAAUGUGUCUUCCUUUGGUUAACGAUCCGAUUUGAAGCUAUUCCUGUAUAAAUAUUCUGUAUAAAAAAAGACGUGUUUCUUUUUUAUGAGUUUAUUGCAAUGAGAACACCGGUUAUUUUGUUACAACUAACUGUUUUAUAAGUGUUCCUCUGUUCUCUUAAUCCAGAAAUGUUCUAACUAGGAGUGGUUGAUUGUUAAUGACACAAUUAAACUGUUUGUAUUGUA
Molecule: messenger RNA, 5825 nt
Organism: Brienomyrus brachyistius
Lineage: Eukaryota; Metazoa; Chordata; Actinopteri; Osteoglossiformes; Mormyridae
Gene: satb1b
Product: DNA-binding protein SATB1
Exons: 15
Coding region: 2000-4513 (837 amino acids)
Biological process (GO): regulation of transcription by RNA polymerase II; chromatin remodeling
Molecular function (GO): DNA-binding transcription factor activity, RNA polymerase II-specific; RNA polymerase II cis-regulatory region sequence-specific DNA binding
Source: RefSeq, a predicted model, not a curated record